AAUAAUAAGUAGACCUACAACUACUGCUAGUGGUACAACUCCUUCACCAUCAGCUGUAACACCAUCAACACCAACUGUAACACCGUUAACACCAUUAACACCAACUAUUCAAACAGAAUAUGUUCCUAUACCACAAUCGGAGUCAUCAUUUACAAUUGCAAGUAGUGGUGGCUUGUCAUCGAGUGCUCCACUUCCUACGUCAGCUUUACGUAAUAAUGGUAAUUUAAUGACAGAUAUAGCACAUACAAAUGGUCCAUUAACUGUUCCAAUUAAUGUUGAAAGUGACAAUGAAGAAGAAGGAAAUCAUGACAUACGUGGUUCAGAUGAUGAUGAACAAGAAGAUCCAAAAGAUUAUUGUAAAGGUGGUUAUCAUCCGAUAACUAUAGGUUCUAUUUUUAAUCAACGUUAUCAUGUUAUACGAAAAUUAGGAUGGGGUCAUUUUUCUACUGUAUGGUUAUGUUGGGAUCGUAAAUCUGCAAGAUUUGUUGCAAUGAAAGUUGUAAAAAGUGCUAAACAUUAUACUGAAACAGCAUUAGAUGAAAUAAAAUUAUUAACACAUGUUCGUGAAAGUGAUCCAUCUGAUCCAUAUCGUCUUAAAUGUGUACAAUUAUUAGAUGAUUUUAAAGUAGCUGGUGUCAAUGGUACACAUGUAUGUAUGGUUUUUGAAGUACUUGGACAUAAUUUACUUAAAUUAAUAAUACGUUCAAAUUAUCGUGGUAUACCAAUACCAAAUGUUAAAAUAAUUACUAAACAAGUACUACAAGGUCUUGAUUAUCUUCAUCGUAAAUGUCAGAUUAUUCAUACGGAUAUCAAACCUGAAAAUGUACUAAUGUGUGUUGAUGAAGAACAUGUACGUGCUUUGGCUUAUCAAGCUGCUGAAUGGCAUAAACCUGGUAUUAAACCAGUUGGAUCUGCUGUCGCUACUGCACAUAUUGUAAACAAACCAGAUCUAAAAACGAUGUCAAAAAAUAAGAAGAAAAAAUUAAAGAAAAAAGAAAAACAAAAACAAAAAAUGUUAGAACUUACUCAACAACAAAUUCAAGAUGCAGAAAAACAAAAACAAAAUUUAUUAAGUUCACCUAAUCAAAUUAAUUUAAAUAAAAUGAUUCUUACUGAUCAAACAACUCAAUCAAAGCCAGAUAUUUCGGAAAAUAUUUCCGGUGAACAAAAAAUGAAUGGUCAUCAAAAUUCUUCAAUAGAAAAACCAGAAAAUAAAUCAGAUGAAAGUGAUGAAGAUAAUCCUAUAAUUCAAUCUAGUAAUGUUGAUGAAAAAGAACAACAAACAAAUCUAACUAAUGGAAAUAAUAAUAAUAAUAAUAUAGAACAAGAACUUAAUGAACAAGCUGCUAUGGCUGCUGCAGCUGCUAUUUCAGGAGAUUCAAAUAAACAAACAACGUCUAAUGAAUCGGAUGCGACGUCCAGACCUCGACCAAUGGCUGAACGAACACCAAAUCCAGUUUUUGAGCUUGUACCUGAAGAUAUACUUCAAGUUAAAAUAGCUGAUUUAGGAAAUGCUUGUUGGACAUAUCAACAUUUUACAGAAGAUAUUCAAACACGACAAUAUCGUUCACUUGAAGUUAUACUUGGAGCUGGUUAUGAUACAUCAGCUGAUAUAUGGAGUGUCGCUUGUAUGGCAUUUGAAUUAGCUACUGGCGAUUAUUUAUUUGAACCACAUAGUGGAGAAGAUUAUAGUCGAGAUGAAGAUCAUAUUGCACAUAUUAUUGAAUUAUUAGGUCCAAUACCUAUUGAAAUAGCUCAUUCAGGUCGAUAUUCAAGAGAAUUUUUUAAUAAACGAGGACAAUUACGUAAUAUAAAACAAUUAAAACCAUGGGAUUUAUUUCAUGUAUUAACUGAAAAAUAUAAAUGGCCACCAUAUGAAGCUAUUGAAUUUACACAUUUUCUUGAACCAAUGCUUCAUUAUGAUGUUAAUCUACGUGCUACUGCUGCUGAAUGUUUAAUGAAUCCAUGGGUUACUGGUGAACCUUUAUUUGGUAAUUCUGCUGAAGGUUUUAUGUAUUCAGAAGAACCAUUUGCUUAUGGUAGUAGUAAUGAACAUAGUCCAUCGGCAAUUCAAGCUGGUGCCGUUGGUUUUGAUUUUCGUACACAUCCAGCUGAUUUUGGUAAUUUCUUAUCAGCUGCUGUUGGACAUCCACAAUUUUUACAUGGUGCAGUUAAUUUUCAUCCAGAUGAAUCGGAUGAUGAUGCAUCCGAGCAAUCAGAUGAUCUUGAUGAGGAAGAUGAUGAUGAUGAUGAUGUACAAUCAGACGGUGAUGAAAGUAGUGUAGGCGAGCUUGAUGAAUGA
This is a messenger RNA of Rotaria sordida, 2302 nucleotides long. NCBI's taxonomy places the organism in Eukaryota, Metazoa, Rotifera, Eurotatoria, Philodinida, Philodinidae. The record is from the annotation of a GenBank genome assembly.